This is a messenger RNA of Cloeon dipterum, 1674 nucleotides long. RefSeq names its product BSD domain-containing protein 1-like. The record is from RefSeq and is a predicted model, not a curated record. Gene Ontology annotation, cellular component: cytoplasm. The coding region runs from base 153 to 1193 and encodes 346 amino acids. The transcript is spliced from 8 exons. NCBI's taxonomy places the organism in Eukaryota, Metazoa, Arthropoda, Insecta, Ephemeroptera, Baetidae.
CUCUUUCUCUCCGUUCACGUUCAGUAUCUUUGUUAUUGUGGUAAACACGUCCUUCAGGUUUGGUUCGUUGUCGAUGUACUUUGCAUACAGCACCAGACUGCCUCCACUGCGUGCGUAAUUAGCGUCUGAAGCUACCGAGCGAUCGCCCAACGAUGGCUGAAGGGUCAGGUGAUCAGCAACCUUCAGGCUCCAACCAGGCCCAGCCUGCAGGAGGUGCGUGGUCAUGGGGCUCGAUUUUCCAAGCAGCGCGAGACAAGUCAGCCGAAGUGAUGGAAUUCGUAAAACGAGACCUAGACGAAUUUUCCUCUGCAAUGAGUAAUCAAGCAAGCAAUGUCGUUUCAACCACUGCCACCGUUCUAAAAGAUAAGCUCAAGCUGGACGAUGAGGAAUCUACAGCUGGCUCGAUGAAAAAGAGCAUUUCCUCCUUGCUUGGACAGGUGAAUGAAGUGCUCAACCCUCAACCUGACGACGAGGAUGAAGAACCACUUGUUAUUCAAGGUUCCGAACCGGUGUCACUCUCUCCCUUCCAGAAAAAGUUAGUCGACGUGGCCAACGAUGCAUCAACCUUCCUUCUUGACCCUGCUGAGGACAAGACCUUAGCACCACAGUUCCAAGCUUGGCUAGAAUGCCAAGAAGAGAACUCUUUGAACACCAACCGCUUAACGAAACUGCUGUCGUCAAACGCUCACUUGAAGGCAAACUAUGAGAAGCUCGUCCCUGAAGAGAUAUCGCACCUCCAGUUUUGGCAAAGAUUCAUGUUCCACAAAGCUCUUUUGGAAGACGAAGAGGCUAGACAACAAGCUAAACAGAAAAGACUGGAGGAGGACAAGCAGCGGGCAGUUGAGGAAGCAAAGAAAUCUCUGAAGCACGGAGUCAAGGUUGGCAGCAGUGUUGAGCUCUCUGAAGAAGAGCAAAUCCGCCUUCUUCAGGAAUACGAACUGGAGUGUGCCGCUGCCUCUAGAAUAUCUGGUGAUCUACCCAUGAAGGCGGACCACUACUCGCCGCCUGGCAAAGACCAGCUCAAACCAACGGACAUUAAAACUAGGGACAAGCGCGACAUGGUUAUAGUUGGCGAUGGCCCCAGCAACAGCAGUAGUGGACAAACUUCUGUUGGAGAUAAAGAGAGCAUUGACGGAGACUGGGAGAAAGAAUUCGACUUGGAGGACGUAGACGACGAAGCUACUGCGGCAUGAGACAGGAAGCUCGCUAAAUAGACAGUACUGGGUCUGGUUCCACGCAGUGAGAUUGAAUGUGAGUGAAGUGGCAUUUGCUAGUCAGCAGCAAAAAAAGUGUGCAUCCGAUUUGUCGCAACCCCAAAGUGGGGUUACAAUGAAAGAGAGUAUUUUGGUACAUCUGUGAAUCCCGAGUGGUUGUCUUAUUUUGAGAAUCUUAGUUCUAAUGAUUAACAUUUUUAAUUUUAAGACAAUUGAAGCAUAAUCAAUGCUUGCCAGUGAAUUUUGGCAUUUGAUUGUAAGAGCGUCCGUACCUCUAAAAUGCAGCCUAUUUCUGUAGGCAGCGUCGCUUGCAGGCAUUUACAAUUUUUAUAGCAGUUGGUCGAUCGAUUUUUUUCCAACUCCUAUAUUGCUGCACUUUUGGUCUUAUCCUGCUCGACGCAUACCUUUUAUCUAUACGUUAUUCUAUGAGAAUAAAAGAGAUAAUUUUGAAUGUAUCUAA